Seriola aureovittata is the source of this 1099-nucleotide messenger RNA. It is a transcript of the gene gins2, whose product is annotated as GINS complex subunit 2. Gene Ontology annotation, biological process: double-strand break repair via break-induced replication; DNA replication. Bases 133 to 693 code for a protein of 186 amino acids. Gene Ontology annotation, cellular component: nucleus; GINS complex. The record is from RefSeq and is a predicted model, not a curated record. The transcript has 5 exons. NCBI's taxonomy places the organism in Eukaryota, Metazoa, Chordata, Actinopteri, Carangiformes, Carangidae.
AAGAAACCAUACUUCCUGUUGAUGACGCUGAGGUCCCUACCUUGUUUUCCUUGAAGGUUCGUGUAGCUUGCAGCGCGGGAACAUUUUGCAGCGUGAAUGUGAGGGUAAAGUUGGGGCAAACAAAAUAAACAAAUGGAUCCUUCGGAAGUCGAGUUCCUCGCGGAGAAAGAAACGGUGAAGAUAAUACCAAAUUUCAGUCUAGACAAGAUCUAUUUGAUCGGGGGCGACCUGGGUCCCUUCAACCCUGGACUGCCAGUGGAUGUUCCUGUGUGGCUGGCUCUCAACUUGAAACAGAGACAGAAAUGUAGAAUUGUUCCUCCUGAGUGGAUGGAUGUUGAGAAACUGGAGGACAUGCGAGAGCUUGAGAGGAAGGAGGAUACCUUUACACCCGUUCCCAGCCCUUACUACAUGGAGCUGACCAAGCUGCUACUUAAUCACGCAUCAGACAAUAUUCCUAAAGCAGAUGAGAUCCGCACACUGGUCAAAGACAUUUGGGACACACGUAUUGCCAAACUCCGUCUGUCCGCCGACAGCUUCAUCAGUCAGCAGGAGGCACAUGCCAAGCUGGACAACCUAACUCUGAUGGAGAUCAACACCAUUCGAGCGUUUCUUCUUGACUCGCUCAACUGCAUGUACAAACUACGUUCCAAUCUGCAGCCUGGUUCCAGUAAAGGACAAUUCACGGACUAUUGACCCACUAGAUCAAAGCCUGCUGAACACGUUUGGAUCUUGUCCCAAGAAUUUGGGGCGGCUUGGAUGGAAGUGUGUACUUACUGAGCAAGCUCUUCAUUACUGAAAAGACAGUUUUCUCUGAAUCUGAAGAAAGCUCAAGAGUUGUACUCAGCCUUUUUAAGGGAUUAUACUUCUCUCGAGGGAGACAUAUGUUCCGUACAUAUUUACAGAAUCAUUAUAUGCAUAUGCUGUUUGCAAUAUGUGCAUACUUCAUUUCAUUUCAUUUAGGAUGCUCAUAGUAGUUUAAAACAGCCACCAUGCUUUUGUAUGUACCAGUAUGUGACAAAAUAAAUGUAUUAGUGUGUAUGUCCCUGGUAUAUGAGUAUAUACAUUAAAAAAAAAUUUCCCUACAAUUUUAUAUUUUUAA